Messenger RNA from Purpureocillium takamizusanense, 2172 nucleotides. RefSeq lists its product as uncharacterized. The transcript is spliced from 2 exons. Lineage: Eukaryota; Fungi; Ascomycota; Sordariomycetes; Hypocreales; Ophiocordycipitaceae. Bases 175 to 1698 code for a protein of 507 amino acids. The record is from RefSeq and is a predicted model, not a curated record.
CUUCACUUCAUCGAAUGUCCAAGUCAACGUAGCCACGAGUCGGCACUUGCGGUCAUGAUCCUCACUUAUGCCGCUCAUGCCAAGGGCUUAGACUGAGCAUCGCCGCAAAGCCCCUACACGGCAAUUGGCCGAAUACACAUCGGCCAACUUUUCAUACAACACAGCAGUCUCGCAAUGGAAGCAGGAGGGCCAAGCUCGGAUAUUCUCCUGGCAGUGCCAAAAGCUCACGGCACAAAUCGAGGAGACAACAAUGUCGGGCUCUCAGAUGAACAAGAAAUAGCGGCUGCGCCGCCAUCGCCCUCGAGGUCGACGUAUUCGCCGCAAUUCUCCAAAGCCCGUUAUUCCUGGAUCCUGAGCAGAGCACGCACCGCUGGCGCCGGCGCAUCAAAAACAGCCUCGCAAAAUGAACCCCCUUCAGACAGGAAUGGCGAGGGCAGUAAAGUUAGCUCCAUUGUUGCAGGAGUCGCCGGCAGCCCCGCCUCCGCCUCGACCCUGCCGAUGCCCAACUCCCAGCCUCCCGGCCUCUGGGAGCGGUCCAUGUCGGGCAUGUCAGAGGUCGCGAGACGUUAUAUCCCCUCCUACUCGCCGGACCUGAAGAGGAAGCGCGCCUCCGACGAGGCCGACAUCGACUUUUCUCAAAGCACAAUCCCGUUCAAGGUGCCAGCGCGAUGCGCCCCCGCGUCCAUCAUCGGUGCAUCUGUCGCGCCGCCGGUGAGUGGCAGUCAUGGCUGCUCCAAGUGUGGCGUCCAGACCUCGACGGCGCAGAAUGCGCUCGUCGUUUGCCACGGCUGUCUCAAGCCGUUUCACCAGCAUUGCCUUUCUUGGACGGAUCCUUCAGAAAACGUGGCUUCCAGGCCGGGGACGUUCUGCCAAGACUGCCUCACUAAGAGCGGGGAGCAGUCGGGCGGCGCGAGCGGCGAGUCGCAGGAUCGGCAGUUCAUCGUCGAAAAGAUACGUCGCAGGCGGCUGGCAAAUUUACCCACGGGCGUGAUCCCUGCAAAGCCAGAGCUCGUCGGCUUCCUCGCGAGGCAGGCAUCCGGCGCAGAGCGCACAGAAUAUUUCCUUGGCAAGAAGAGGACGGAACUGCUCAACAUCCUUUCGCUUUGCGACCAGCUCAAGCCUCAGCUUCUCGUUGACAUUCUCGUUUCCGUGUCCAAGAAGCACCCCGACCUCCCCAUCUUUGACGACCCGGAGUGGAGGGAGAACCUCCCGGGUGCUACUGCUGCCGCUGCCGCCGCCGCCGCCGCCCCUUCCAGGCCCCGCGUCACGGCCGGAGCCAAGCCCCGCGCGCGCCACGGCCACACCCUCCUGCACCCCAAGGCGGGCACCCACAAGGUCAAGGGCAGCAGGAAGGUGCUGAAGCGCAUCACCGUCGUCCGGCCCAAGAAGGAGCCGGGCCUCGGCGGGACAGCACCACCCACAGCGAGACCCGAAGCGGCGGGUGCGGGGGGCCAGGAUGCCGCGGCGGGGGAGGCCGGGGGCGGGGAAGGAGAAGAGGAGGUGGUGGCGGAGGAGGAGGAGAUGGACGCCCUGCCGCCGACGUGGCCCAAGGCCGGCGAGGGCCUGUAUGCGAAGCUGCCGCCCGAGAGCGAGGACCGGCUCCUCCUCGAGGACGACAACGACGAGGAGGCGUUUAGCCACUUCAUGGUGGACAAGGGGGGCAAGCAGAUGGUGGCGGUCGUCCCGGCUUGUGCGUGACGCGCGCGCACGGGCUUGGGUUUUCUUCUUUCUAAGAUUAGGUGUUAUUGACCAUCGGGCCACGCCCGAAGGCGACGGCGACGGCGACGACGACGACGUUGACUCUGUUGCUGAUCAUUAUUACUACCUACCUUGGUACCUACUAGUGCGGUACUACCUAAGGUAUGCCAAGGAGUCAAGGACGGUUUACGUAGUAGGUACGUAGUACCUACAGUGGUACCUACAGUGAGCUCUUGUGGGGAGGGAAGGGGAGGCGCUUCUUGGGCGGUCCCGCGGGCGCAAGCUGCCCGCUUUCGUUGCAGUAGCACAACAUUGAAACGGGAUAGGGAUCGUCCCGCGCUUAUUAUACAAAAGACUGCGCAGGCGCGCCGGGCUUUGACCGCCGCAAAGAUGCACGUCACAUUUUAUUGUUCGUUUAUUGUUCGCACAUCCUAUUGUUCGUAUCGCCUAGAAACAGGACUACACACGGUCAGG